Messenger RNA from Zootermopsis nevadensis, 4795 nucleotides. RefSeq names its product Rho GTPase activating protein at 68F (gene RhoGAP68F). NCBI's taxonomy places the organism in Eukaryota, Metazoa, Arthropoda, Insecta, Blattodea, Termopsidae. Gene Ontology annotation, biological process: small GTPase-mediated signal transduction; negative regulation of endocytic recycling. Gene Ontology annotation, cellular component: cytoplasm. The record is from RefSeq and is a predicted model, not a curated record. Gene Ontology annotation, molecular function: GTPase activator activity.
GCUUUUACUGUUAUUUCUCCUUGAAGAAUAAGAUGGCAGCACAUAUUACACGUGGGUCAAUUUGCGAAGAUGGAGUUACGUCCGUUUAGUGAAUAGUCAUAGCAUCGUAGAAAGUGGCAAGUGACGUGAUUGUAGAUUAUUAACAAAGGAAGUAAUGAGAAAAUGAUUCGUUGUAUGCAGUUAAUAUGCAUUCAGUUUAAAUACAGGCAACCUAUUGAGUGAAAUAUUCUGAUAAUGGAAGCAGAUUAUCAACCAAAAUUUAGUCCAUCUCGAGCUUUGACAGCCACUCAUAAUGAUCAUGAGGAUCCAUAUCCCAGUUUGUCUGACUACCAUGACUACGAACCUAAUUUGGAAUUUGAUGAUACAGAACUUCAACAUGCAACGGUCACCAGUGAUAUGGAAGAGAAAAUUGAAGCUAGUGGUCUGGAUUACCUUGAGUCUCCUGUAUCAGAUGGCACAAUUGAAGAGAACUUUGAGGAGGAGUUGGUUAAUGCUCCGGUAAUUGCCACAGGGGUUGAUAGUCUAUCUUACGCUUUUAUGGAUGAUGAAACAGAGGAAGAUUUCUCAGAAGUUGCCAAAUAUGGAAUUGUGGAAGUUGUGGGAGAUGACACAUAUGGUCGUAAAGUGAUUGUUGUUUCAGCUUGUAAGCUGCCUGGGAACAAAGAAUUGGAUCAUGCACUUUUAUUAAGGUACUUGAUGUAUACAUUGGAUAAGUUUGUUGAGGAAGACUACAGCCUUGUAUACUUUCAUUAUGGCCUGACAAGCAAGAACAAGCCUCCAUUAUCCUGGCUAUGGCAAGCAUACCGAGCAUUUGAUCGCAAGUACAAGAAGAAUCUUAAAGCAUUGUAUCUAGUCCAUCCAACCAAUUUUAUAAGAGUGAUAUGGCAAAUCUUCAGAGCAGCCAUCAGCGCAAAAUUUGGUCGAAAGGUUAUGUAUGUCAAUUAUCUUCAUGAAUUGAAACAACAUCUUCACUUAGAUCAGAUCAGCAUACCACAGCCUGUUCUGGAGCAUGACGAGCGACUGUUACAGAAAAACAGCCGAGUGGUACAACCACCAUCAGCACCUCAACAAAAUGCCAAAUUUCACACUCCUCUACAAACACAGCAGUUUGGUGUAUCACUUCAGUUUAUUAAAGAUAACAAUAAUGGGGAAGUGAUUCCACCAGUAGUAAGACAGUGUGUGGAAUUUCUGAGUCAGCCAGAUGCUCUGGAAACAGAGGGCUUGUUUCGGAGAUCAGCUAGUGUCCAGCUUGUGAAAGACCUGCAGUCAAAAUAUAAUCAGGGUCAAACAGUGGACUUUCAUGGUGAUGUUCAUCUUGCAGCUGUUCUUCUGAAGACGUUCUUACGUGAGCUAGAGGAACCACUUAUGACCUUUGACCUUUAUGAUGAAAUAACACAAUUUCAAAGUAUGUCAAAAGAAGAGCGACCACGUCAAGUUAAGAUAUUAAUAUUAGAAAAGCUUCCAGAAGAUAAUUACCAGAUUUUGAAAUAUAUUGUACAGUUUCUUUCAAAGGUAAUGGACCGAAGUGAUUUGAACAAAAUGACUUCAUCCAACCUUGCUGUUGUAUUUGGUCCUAAUCUGGUAUGGGCACAAACUGGUCAACUUUCAUUAUCUGCCAUUGGCCCUAUUAAUAUGUUCACUGACUUUGUUUUAACACAUCAGGACCAGAUCUUUAUCAUUUAACUGGUUGAUGAAGGUGACAUCAUGCAAUAUCAUGGACAUAAUGGCUUCACAUUGCUGACAGGAAUUUUUACAACUGUGGACAACUUCAGUCAGGAAGAUACUGACAGUAUUAUUUGGCUAAAAUAUUGAAUAGGUUUGUUCUGCAUUGUCAUAUCUGACUGGCAUUCAGGAGGCACAUCUUGGUUGUGACUGAUUAAUCUGAAUGUUCUCUAUUUUGCAUCUGCUCCCUAUUUGCAUUGUCUUCAGGCAGGUCUGUGGCAGUUCCACAGAAUAGAUUGUGAUAUUACAUAAUUCUCAAAAUGAAUACAUCACCAUUAGAUUCUCUAUGCAACAAUCACAUUUAGCUGCCAUAACUACUAGAGACAUUUUUUCUAAUCUGAUCAUGAUGGAAUCAUUCUCCACACAAUAUGCAUUUUCCUGUGGAUGAAUGGUACAUAAAUAAAGAAUUCAGACACAAUUUUUUUUUCUAAAUUUUUGUACUUCCGUCUAUUACUAUCCAUUACGUGCACAGUCAGGAAAGCAAGUGAAAUUUGGCCUGUAUGUAAAAUUAAAACCUAAACAAAUUGUUUUUGAGUUUCAUUUUCAAUAUAGUAUAUUAUAAUUCUGAUUUCACAUUUAUUUUCAUGUAUAAAAUUCACUUAAUUUUUUUGACUGCAAGAAUUAUGACAGUCUUUUUUGUAAAAUUAACCGUUUUAGGUUUGUAAUUUACAGCACAUCAGGAGAUAUGAUUUCAUCCAUACAAAUAUUGGAAUAUUAAUAGCAGUUAUGCAAGAAUUACAAGUCCUUAAAUUCAUUAAUUAGUAACAACAGUUGCUUGUUUAAGACUAGUACACAAAUGGAAUACAUAUCUUCCAUUUUCACUGGUCAUAUUUUAAUUAAAAUCUGAAGAGUAAUAUUAAACAUGUAGCAGUUACAGCUUGCAUGUAGGAAGACAUUAUCUUGCAUGCAAUGUUAAAAUUAUCAGUGUUAGGUCAGCUUAGACGUCAAUAACGUUAUGAUUGUUUGAUUACUCAGUUAAGAAGCUUAAUAAUUUGAAAAGUUGUAAAACUCAACAGAGAAUAAUUUCUAGUAUACAUGCUGUGGUAAUAUUUGUUUCCACAUUUAUUAUCAUAAAUUAUUUGCAUCCCUUUGAAGACCAUUUUUUUUCAAUACUGGUAUGGAAUCUGCUACAUAUUCAAAAUUAUUUAGUGUUUAUGACAACACUGACCAUGCACAUUCAUCAGUAUGACUGCAUUUGCCUUCCUUAUUCUGAUUAUCUUUGACUGAAUAUGUUAUGAUGUAAUUAAGUGCUUACCGUGACUUACUAUACUAUUAUACAUAAACUGGCUAUGGUAGUCCAUAGCAUCAGCCUCAUUUCUGUUUUGUAUUACUGCUAGUGGAACUGCAUUAAAAGUUUAAAUACACUGAAUGCAUAGUACUGCUGAUGAUAUAACAUGUUUAUUCUAGUAAGAUAUCUUCUCAAAACAUGAAUUGCAUAUGACCCUUGAUAUUUCAAGUGGUAAGUAUGAAAAGAUACUCAAAUUAUCUGGAUAGAGACAGUACUGCUUUAAUUCACAUGAAGUACAAGUGGAGGUAAAGUAUUGCAGACUUUUUUAAUAAAAAAAUUUAAGUGUAUUUUUUUUUAUUUUCUACUUAUUGUUUGUAUCUAUAGUAGGUGACCUGGGACAUUUCACUGUAUUUUGCAAUAGUAGUAAUAUAACAAUUUGGAUAUACUCCUAGCAGGUCAUUAGAACUUGUUAUUAAUAUUUUCAUUUGUUUUAAACUUAUUAUAAUAAAUCAGUAAACAGAAAUUAAUAUAAUAAUAAUAAUAAUCAUUAUGAUCUUUGAUUCAUUCAAAAUGGAUUGCAAAGGCAGUAUACAGGUAGGUCUGCAAUGAGGUGGGGAGUUACAGCAAACUAGUCACAGGACUACAGUAUACUGCAUUGUUCUUGUAUAAUGUAUUGCUCUUCAUAUAUUCUUAUGAUUCACUAGUAUCAUAACUUCUGUCAUGUAUCCAUAGUUUGUCUGUGUCUCAAAGGUGACAAUCACCAUCAUUCUGUCAGUGGCUGUGAAAAAGGAUUUCAACAUAGCAAUUAUAAUUUGGUGUAGAGGGUAGGUAGUAUGUGGGGUAUGAAGUUUAAUAUGUCAUGAAAAUGGAAGACCACAAAAUAUUGCUUUUUGAACAUUGUUUUCAGCUUGUACUGAGUUAGUUUGACCGGAUUUUGAAAAUAAUAAAAUGCCACUCACUUAUUAAACUAUGUGCAAGUUGUUAUUUGUUUUAGUUUCAUUGUAUGCAUUUCAUAAUAACAUUAAAGAAACCCAUUUUUGUUAUUUCACAUAUACUUUUCAAUCAUGUAAUAGUAAUAUUAGACUGACUGGCUUAAAAUGGUUGUGAUGCAGUAGUACUUUGCAAUGAAAGAAUAUUUUUGAAUUCAGAACUCUCAUGAUUUAAUUGACUAGAUUUCUGAUAACAUUUCCUAUCAUAAUAAGUGUUUCAUUCAGAAAAAAUAAAUCAUUACUUAUGGGACAACUGAUGUCUAUUGUUUGUCAGAAUAUGACAUUUAAAAAGGGGUAAAGGCAGAAUCUCAAUAAAUGUAGGAUGUCUGGUUACACUUGUCAAAUACAAUAAUUUUGAAACUAUUGCUUUCAUACUUGGUGAUAACUGCUGAAUCUUCUGUAUUAAGAAUAAAAAUAAUGGGAACUGCUGAAAGUUAUUUCUUAUCCAGAGUUUCUGUUCCAGCUGAAUAAUAUAAUGUCCUGCUGAUUCUACUCCACUAGAAAACAAUAUAGAAAUAAUUUUGUUUUUUAAUGUACAUUAUUUAAUUUCCUGAACUGAAGAUAUUUUGGUUUUCAUCAUGUUCUUUAAAGGAAUUGGUGAAACAUCAAUUCAUUCUGUUGCAAUGGCAAGACUUGUUCUGCAAAAACCAGUGUACUGCAAUCAUUGUAUGUUUACAGAUUUAUUUGUGCAUAUAGAAUAAUAUUAGGCAUGUAAUUAUAUUUCUUUUCAAUGUAAUGAAUGUCUUCAGUCAAAUUUGCUUUACUAUGAACAUAUUAUGUGAACAGUUUCAUUCCAUUUUUAUGUUAAUAUUUUUGUUGCUAUCUAUUUUAAAUAAAUUGUAAAUUAACUGAAUAA